Colias croceus (clouded yellow) is the source of this 3674-nucleotide messenger RNA. RefSeq names its product nuclear export mediator factor NEMF homolog (gene Clbn). NCBI's taxonomy places the organism in Eukaryota, Metazoa, Arthropoda, Insecta, Lepidoptera, Pieridae. Gene Ontology annotation, molecular function: ribosomal large subunit binding; tRNA binding. Gene Ontology annotation, cellular component: RQC complex. The record is from RefSeq and is a predicted model, not a curated record. The coding region runs from base 138 to 3143 and encodes 1001 amino acids. The transcript has 15 exons. Gene Ontology annotation, biological process: rescue of stalled cytosolic ribosome; ribosome-associated ubiquitin-dependent protein catabolic process.
CGUGCGUAUGACGCAUAGAAAAAGUUUUAUGCAGAUUGCAGUAUUUUUUAUAAUUUCUUCGUGGCAAAAAGUAGAAUCCACACAAGGAAGAUAGAAUAUUAAAUUUCUCAUGAAGUGAUGAAAUAAAAUAUAUCAAAAUGAAGACACGAUUUAAUACUUACGACAUUGUUUGUAUGGUGACUGAACUUCAGAGACUAGUUGGUAUGCGAGUAAAUCAGGUAUAUGAUAUAGACAAUAGAACUUAUGUGAUUCGUCUGCAAAGAUCUGAAGAAAAGAGUGUAUUGUUGUUGGAAUCAGGGAAUAGAUUCCAUACAACACAAUUUGAAUGGCCGAAGAAUGUAGCACCAUCAGGGUUUACUAUGAAGCUCCGCAAACAUUUAAAAAACAAACGUCUAGAACACCUCACACAGCUUGGCAUUGAUCGUAUUGUGGAUCUACAGUUUGGUAGCGGAGAAGCUGCGUAUCAUGUUAUAUUGGAGUUGUAUGAUAGGGGUAAUAUUGUAUUGACGGACUAUAAUUGGACGAUUUUGAAUGUGCUGCGGCCUCAUGUGGAGGGAGAUAAAGUUAGAUUUGCAGUAAAAGAGAAAUAUCCAUUGGAUAGAGCGAAAACAAGCUAUGAAGCACCAAGUGAAGAACAAUUACGGGAAAUUCUAUCGAGAAGCAGACCAGGGGAUAACUUGAAGAAAAUACUUAAUCCUAAUUUAGAAUAUGGUUCUGCAAUAAUAGACCAUGUGUUACUAGACAACGGUCUAACGGGCAACAUGAAGAUAUCACAGGAUCCAAGUAAAGGGUUUUUUGUAGAUAGAGAUAUUUCUAAAUUGUACACAGCUUUGAAACAAGCUGAGUUGUUGAUGGACGAAGCUAAGAGUCAGGUCGCUAAGGGCUACAUAAUCCAAAAGAAAGAGGAGCGUCCGAACCCAGAAGGAGGAGGGGACUUCUUCACAAACCAAGAGUUUCAUCCAAAACUGUUCAGUCAGCAUAAAAACCAGCCACAUGUAGAGUAUGAGACUUUUGAUAGAAGUGUCGAUGAAUUUUACUCGGCUUUGGAAGGGCAGAAGAUUGAUUUGAAGACAAUACAAGUAGAACGCGAGGCGAUGAAAAAACUCCAGAACGUUCGAAAAGACCACGAGAAACGUAUCACCGAGCUAGAAAAAGUGCAAGUUGAAGACAAAAUGGCCGCCGAGAUGAUUGCACGAAACGAACCUUUAGUUGAACAAGCGAGGUUGGCUAUACAGACUACGUUGGCUAAUCAGAUGUCCUGGGACGACAUAAAGCUGCUAGUCAAAACUGCGCAAGACAACUCCGAUCCCGUGGCUUCGUCCAUCAAAAACCUGAAAUUAAACACAAAUCAUAUCACGUUAUUACUAACGGACCCGUAUGAAUGGGAACAAAUGGAGCCAAUGUUGGUGGACAUUGAUCUGUCGCUCACGGCCUUUGCUAACGCUAGACGAUACUACGAUCAAAAGAGAAACGCAGCGAAGAAACAACAGAAAACUGUAGAAUCGGCGGGCAAAGCGCUCAAAAGUGCGGAACGGAAGACGAAACAAACACUCAAAGAGGCGCAGACUAUCAGCUCGAUUAGUAAGGCGAGGAAAACGUACUGGUUCGAGAAGUUCUACUGGUUCAUAUCGUCGGAUAACUAUUUGGUGAUAGCCGGCCGCGACCAGCAACAGAACGAACUGCUCGUGAAGCGAUACAUGCGUUCCACAGACAUAUACGUGCACGCGGAAGUCACCGGGGCUUCGUCUGUUGUGGUCAAGUGUCCAACUGGACCUGCUCCUCCCAAGACAUUGAGUGAAGCUGGACAAGCUGCUGUUGCUUAUAGCGUAGCAUGGGAAGCGAAAGUGCUAACACGAGCGUGGUGGGUGUACGGACACCAAGUGUCCAAAUCCGCGCCAACCGGCGAAUAUCUAACCACAGGAUCUUUCAUGAUACGAGGCAAAAAGAACUACCUGCUACCAGAACAUCUUCAAUUCGGGUUCAGCUUUCUAUUCCGACUCGAAGAUAGUUGCAUAGAAAGGCAUAGAGACGAAAGGAAAUGUAUCGCUGAUGAUGUAUCGGAAAUUACGGAAAAUGAGGUCGAUCAAGAAAUAGAAGUAUCAGACGAUUCUGAUAAAGAAGAUGACAAGAAAUUAGAUACAAUAGAAGAGAAUAUUGAAAAUACUCAAGAAUUAAAAGACAAUGUUGAAGGAAAUAGUGAUAAAAUUCAGAAGAUUAGUGAUAAUGUAGGUACAAAUGAAAAACCAAGUGAUAAUGUAGAAGAGAAGGAGAAAGAAGAAUUAAAUGAUGAUGAUAAGAAUAAGAAAAUAGAGGAUAAAGAAUCGGAUGAUGAUGGUGAUUCGGAUAGUGACAGUUCUGAAGGCGUAUUGGAUACUCAUAUAAAGGUAGACCACGACACAGGAAAGGUCCUAAUCGAAUCAAAAACAAGAACCAUAUCAGAAAUGUCAGAACGAAGUGAUGACACACUACAAUCGUUCAAAUUCCCAGCGUUACCCAAAAAGGGGAAACCCCAGAAGAAGGAAAAACCCCAAAAGGAACAGAAAGAACAAAAGGAACAGAAGAAUGGCCCCAAGCGGGGACAGAAGGGGAAGUUGAAGAAGAUUAAAGAGAAAUAUAAGGAUCAGGAUGACGAGGAUCGCGCGUUGAUGAUGGAAAUUUUGAAGCCGGACAAAGGCGCGAAAGAGUCGAAAAAGGCCCAAAAGCAAGCGGCCAAAGGUACAAAAGACAAGAAAUCGAACCGCGGACCGAAGAUACCCGCGCCUGCGCCGCUUAUAUUGGAAGCAGAGUCGGAAGAAGAACCAGAGGGUGAACAGGAGGUGGACCCAGCCGCAAACGACGCAGACACAGAGAUGCUCUGCCAGCUCACCGGGUGCCCGUUCCCUGAAGAUGAGCUGCUUUUCGCAGUACCCGUGGUGGCUCCGUAUUCAUCUUUGCAUAAUUAUAAAUUCAAAGUAAAACUAACCCCGGGAACAAGCAAGCGGGGCAAAGCGGCUAAAACAGCGGUGCAAGUGUUCCUCCGGGACAAGGGAGCUUCGCCCCGGGAAAAGGAUCUCCUCAAAGCGGUCAAGGAAGAAAACGUGGCGAGAAACUUCCCCGGAAAAGUUAAAUUAUCUGCUCCACAGUUGCAUAAACAUAAGAAAUGACUUUUUUCUAGUAUAGUAGGAUUGAAUAUUUUUAUUUUUGGUACUAAAAUAAAUCAUUUGGAAAGUAAGCAAAAACAAAUUGUUUCAUUCGUUUUGGAUUUAUUGUAAAGCCGGUUGCAGAGCUUGACCGACCAUCAGUGCGUACGUCAGUCGCGCUUGUCAUAUGUAUGGAAAUUCAUAAAACCGUUCAUAGCUAGACCGACCAUACGCACGCGUAUUUUGGUACGCACUGCGUACGAGGACCGUCGGUCGAGCGCGUGCGCAUGCGUAGCGUCGGUCGACUGACGCGCUAUGGAAACAAUUUGUUUCCAUUUGUUUCGAACUAAUGAAUGCGUUCAGUGCUGUGGUUCAGUGCUGUACCGACCGGUGCACUGACUACGCGCAUGCGUGUAUCGUCGUUGUGAACAUGAACAUCGAUACCAGGUCUGGUCAGUUUACUGGUACGCAGAGCACUGAAUGAUACAAACUGAUACGCAUUGACGUUCGGUCAAUGCGUAUCGUCAGGACCGAUGAUACGCACUGAUGGUCGGU